Molecule: messenger RNA, 630 nt
Organism: Paramecium sonneborni
Lineage: Eukaryota; Ciliophora; Oligohymenophorea; Peniculida; Parameciidae
Source: the annotation of a GenBank genome assembly
AUGAAAAUGUUUGUAUCUUUGUAUUUAGUUAAUUUUAAUAUUUGCUUUUGCGAUUUUGAACAAUAAUAAAAUUUUUCAUUUUAUCUACCAAAGCAUCUAGAAUCUUUUGAAAUCAAUGUUCUAGCAUACUCACUCUUAAUUAGGUAAUACUUGAAUCUGAUUAGAUUUGAAUAAUAAUGGUUCAUGAAUUACUUAUAUCCUUAUUUUUACAUUCUGACGCUAUAACAGCACCAAUAACCAUAGCUAUAGAAUAGUGUUAACAAAUCAAUAAAGGUGGAAGAGGGUUUAGAGUAUAAGAAUAUCUCAUUUUUAGUGAAUAGCCAAUUGAAUCAAAAUCAACCAUAAAGUCUGUUGAAUAGAAAGAAAUCAAGAAAAAACAAGUAAAUAAAACAAGAAAGAAAAAUUCAAAGAAAAUAUAUAAUAAUGGUUUAAUCUUGUAUGUAUGUAUUAGGUCACUGGACACAAAAGGAACAUAAAUUAUACUUAUAAUUUAUUGAAAAAAAUAAAGAAAUUAUGAUGAAGUCAGACAUGAAAAAGCAAGAGAAAAUUUUUAAAUAAAUGUCACUUGUUAUAAAAUCCAGAUCUCCUUCAUAAUGUAGAUCUCAUCAUCAAAAAUUCAAUCCUUUUUGA